Closterium sp. NIES-67 is the source of this 1522-nucleotide messenger RNA. Lineage: Eukaryota; Viridiplantae; Streptophyta; Zygnematophyceae; Desmidiales; Closteriaceae. The record is from the annotation of a GenBank genome assembly.
UGCAUGUCAGCAUUGCAUUGCUCAGCUUCCCCUCCACCAGCCAACACCUGCAGUGAUCCGUAAGCCUCUAAUUAAUCAUGGCCAGCGCGUCGUGCCUUACAAAGGCGAGCCUGCAGCCGGCUACCUGCGCUGGCGGACUCAGAAGCCAGUCCGCGGAGUGCGCGUCGUUGCGCAAGAGCGUCGCGCUGCAGCCAUGCGCGGUGCGGAGGGGAGUGAGCAUGCGCGCGCACAAAGACGCGGAGAGGGUUGGCACGGCGGCUGCCGCGGCUCUCACGGCGCAGCUGGCGGCCGCGAAUGCCGCGCUGGCCGUCGACGCGGACCAAGUCCGGGACACACUUGCUCAGGUGGAGACCCUGGCGAGGCAGACUGCUGACCUGGCAACCAAGGUGUACAGCACGAGCAUCGACGUGGCAGAGCAGGUGGUCCGCGUCACCAAGCCUCUGGUGGAAGCCGCGGCGCCGGUGGUGAUCGACGCGACGCAGGAGGCGAUAAAGGCGGCGGGGCCGGUGGCGUCGGAGCUGGCGGAGAAGGCGAGCAAGGCGCUGCAGGACUCGGGCGUCGACGUGGCGCCCGUGGUGGAAGCCGCCAAGACGGCGGCGAGCGUGGCGGACGAAGUGAGCGACACUACGGGGCGGGCGAUCACGGCGGUGACGCCGUAUGCGACGUCGACGGUGGACCUGAUCAGCUCGUCCGACCCCACGGCGCUCGCCAUCGCCGCGGGCGGGCUCUUCGGGCUGUACCUGCUGCUGCCGUCCAUCGGCCGCAGCAUCGCCUACUCCUUCCGUGGCUACGCUGGCGACCUGACGGCGGCGCAGGCGCUGGACGUGUUGGAGCGCGAGGAGAGCGUGCUGGUGGACGUGCGCACAGAGGACCAGAAGCUCUCCUCCGGUGUGCCCUCGCUGCCCCGGGGGCUCUCCCGCAAAAUCAUCUACGUCCCGGUGGAGGAGGUGCCAGUGGAGCUGCGCGACCAGCUGAAGAGCCCAGUGGACACGGAGGCGGAGCUCACAGCCAUCAAGGUGGCGGCGCUCAAGAGAAUCGCCCGCCGCGCCAAGCUCGUCGUCAUCGACAAUGACAACGAGAUUUCAAAGCAGGUGGCGCGGUCGCUGGCGUCGCUAGGCUACCGCAACGUGUGGGUGGUGCGGGACGGCGUGGAGGGCCGGGCGGGGUGGGCGGCGAGCCAGCUGGCCAUCGACUCGUACGACGGCCCACCCACCAGCUGGUUCUCGGUGCCGACAUACUCGCCAUCGAGCGCCGGCAAGCGCACCGGCACCCAGAAGCUUGGCACACAGCCCUUGGCCGCUGCUUCCACCACUGCUGCUGAUGAUGAGUGAAGCCGCUGCUGGAGGAGGCGCGGCAAUUUUGAGAUGGUCCGAUUGAAUUUAGUCUGUAUAUUAGGUCCGUUGUUGCUCCAACCGAGGAGCUCACAAUCAAUAAGCGCAUAGUUUUUGUUUUAUGAAAUAGGUUUUGAUGCUGAGCAUAUUCUUGGAAAGACCCUUGAAUUGAAAGUGAUAGUGAAUCUGAG